Molecule: messenger RNA, 609 nt
Organism: Lachancea fermentati
Lineage: Eukaryota; Fungi; Ascomycota; Saccharomycetes; Saccharomycetales; Saccharomycetaceae
Source: the annotation of a GenBank genome assembly
AUGUCUGAGUCAUUGUCUAAGCAGCACGCAACUGCUACUGUUAAUAGUCUUUUAUCAACUAUUCUCCCGGGAGCGAGCAAAAUCGUUCCAGGGAAGAGCAGAGCUUCUAGAAACAAAGGAUCGAACGCACAACUAAUUAACAAACAUUUAAAGCAAGUCGUCGCCAUACGAGAGAGAGAUGUUCACAGUAUUAAAAAGAGAGAACAUAAAGCAAGGAGGAAAAUCUUGAAGACGAAACAAGCCGAAAUGGACGCAAUUGAUCAGACUGCGAAACUAGAGAUUCUGAGAAAGCAUCAGGCCGAGGGCACACUAACAAAUCGUGAACGGAAAUAUUUGAAUAAGGUAAUAAGCAAGAAUAUCAGAGGUCUAAAGAGUUGGGAUACUAAUGAUGAAGAACUUCAAGAGCUCCAGAACUCUGUUUUAGGCCACGCCAUGGAAGCGAAAAUGCGCCCCAAGUCAAAAACCAAACGCAGAAGUAAAAAGGAAUUCAACGAAGAACGGCAAUCGAACAAGGACCACAGGUACCCCGGUCUUACGCCUGGUCUUGCUCCUGUGGGUGCAAGUGAUGAAGAAGACUCGAGUCAAGAAGAAGAUGAGGAUUCUUAUUAG